AUGGUUACAUCCAAACCCACUUACUUCCUCGCACCACGGCGUCCAAGCCCACCAGAUGGACCCAUACGCCUGGGGGCCAUCAUACCCUCACCAACUCAACCCGACGAGCCGCUAUAUCUACCUCCGCCACCUCCAAAGUCUGAUACCAGCAAGUUUACAGAAUACAACUGGAGUGGCUCACACGCCAAACAGUCAUCAUCUCACUUCGGUGUCUGGACGUCCUUUCUAGAAUGCGUCCUUGGAAUUGGUGCAGAUGUCAGUGUGGGCUUGGACAAAUCUCACCACCAAAGCUGGAAAGUGGAUACAAUGACGACGCAGUCAUUUUUACCCAGUCGCACUUUUCUGGAACAAGUGGUGGGCCAUGAAGACGUGAGGAGGUAUAUCACUGAAAACCGUUUUCGCGAGAAGGUCUACAUUAUCACCGGUGUUAUGAUCGCGUCGUCGGCAGAUAUUUCAAGCCAGAGACUCCAGGAGAAAGGACUUUACGUUCAUGCUGGUGUUGAUGCGGCGGCGUGGGCUGGUGUACCCAGUGGCCUUUCGUUCGGUCCAGAAGGGAAUUGGAAACGCAAAGCUGAGACCAAGGAAUCGAGUCGAACAGCAGAUGACUUCGUCUUUGCGUACAGGAUUCGUGAGAUCAAGGUACGAAGGAAAGGCGGAGUCAAGUCGGAUAAGCUGUAUGACAAGGGUGCCUUGUUCGAUACUGAGGUCAAGAGGAAGGCGGAGGAAAAGUACGAGGUAGAAGUCGAUGGCUUAGGUGAAGAGCCAGAUGUUGAUGAUGUUGAUCUAGAAAAUAUGGAGGUGAGGCAGACGAUUGGAGAUGAUAUGGAUGAGGAAGUUGUUUGUGUCUUGCCAGAACCUCUCGAUUGA
This is a messenger RNA of Alternaria atra, 867 nucleotides long. RefSeq lists its product as uncharacterized. Lineage: Eukaryota; Fungi; Ascomycota; Dothideomycetes; Pleosporales; Pleosporaceae. Bases 1 to 867 code for a protein of 288 amino acids. The record is from RefSeq and is a predicted model, not a curated record. The transcript has a single exon.